Pestalotiopsis fici W106-1 is the source of this 1398-nucleotide messenger RNA. RefSeq lists its product as uncharacterized. The record is from RefSeq and is a predicted model, not a curated record. The transcript has a single exon. The coding region runs from base 1 to 1398 and encodes 465 amino acids. Gene Ontology annotation, cellular component: mitochondrion. Gene Ontology annotation, molecular function: protein-folding chaperone binding; zinc ion binding. Gene Ontology annotation, biological process: protein stabilization; protein import into mitochondrial matrix; protein folding. NCBI's taxonomy places the organism in Eukaryota, Fungi, Ascomycota, Sordariomycetes, Amphisphaeriales, Sporocadaceae.
AUGGCUACAAAACGCAUCACUGAGAGAAUUUUCGGCAGCAUCCUUCGCGCACCGAGAGCGCCCUCACCUUUCCUUUCUGCGCCUCUUAUUCGACCGUACCCUCGCCUGCCUCGAACUCUACAGCCCGGUCAGCUCGUUCGUCGCUAUGCGCACCAAAUUCCCAAGCCUGGGCGCCCUUCGCCUCCUGCCGGAAAGGAUGGCAACAAUAGCGAAACCAAGACGCGCAAGCAGUUAGAACCGCAUUACGAGCUUACAUUCACAUGCGUUCCUUGCGGCUCGAGGUCAUCGCACACAAUUUCAAAGCAAGGCUACCACAAAGGAUCCGUGCUCAUCACCUGCCCGUCUUGUCGGAACAGACACAUUAUCAGCGACCACCUGAAUAUCUUUGGCGACCGGAACAUCACUGUUGAGGAUCUCAUGAGGGAAAGAGGGCAGUUGGUCAAGCGUGGAACCCUCGGAGUGGAUGGAGACAUUGAAUUCUGGGAGGACGGCACACAAACACAGCGGGGUGCCGGAAAUGGUGGCAACAACAAAGCCGAGGGAGCUGUCUCGUCGGAAGCCUCAAUGGAGGCUGACGAGGCAUCCAAAGCACGGGAAGCACGCGACCCAUCAACGUCGGCGGCAACCUCUUCUGCCACAACCACUACAAAGCCUUCUCUCAGUGGAAGUGGUACUCGUCCUCGGCUAGAUGGUGGGCAUUCUGCGGCUGAUACGCCAUCUACAAAGCGACAAUUCCACAAAUCGAGAGAGUCCAGGGUCUGGGAGAGUCGACCAUCGUCCUUUGGAGAACACGAAUUGGCUGAGCUGAGAGCUAGUUUGCGAGACGAAAUCGAAGCUCCGAAAACGCCGACCCGGAGCAGGAAACAAAAUGGAGAAAAGACAGAAGGAUUCACCAUGACCAAGUAUUUUGCGCAGUCAAGGAAUCCUGAGGCCCGCGUCCGUUUAGGCAGCGUGGGUCGAAAGUUCCCGGUCCAGCAACGCAAACCAGACUCAACUCCCGCUUCAGUACCGGAAGCUGGCUCACCGACCGAGACUGGCCCGCGUACACGCACAAUAUACGCAUGGCCAGAGGGCUCCCGGGAGGCUGUCGAGGUUUUGGUCGAUAUUGACACUGGCAAAGUCCUUUCGCAAAUGCCAGACCGAGUCCGUCGGAUCCAGCGGCAGCCCGGAGCGACCCUGCACUUCCGCAAAGUUACAUACGCGCCGCCAGACAGCACACAAGGCUCCGUGGCAGAGUUGGCGAAGGCCACGGAAGUGUCGUCACCGCAAAGGCCACUACCGGAAGAGACAUAUGAGCGAAUCGCUCGAGGCGUCGAAUCAGCCAAAGAGCUCCCGCCACAAAAGGUCUCCCUCGAAGAAUUCAACCUCUUUGAAGCAGAGACGGAGAAAGCAAUCUAG